AUAUAAGAUGUCAAAUUAUGUACCGCUGGACUGAACAAGUCAUUGCACACUUACAAAUACUUUUAAAAAAAAUAGUUUGUGAGCAAGCGUCUUCUAAAUGUUCUCUCAGUCAGUCACAGUGAGAAUAGCCUGGCGAUUAGGUAGGUUGCCAUCUCUCAAAAAAAUAUCAAACUUCAAAAUGAAAGAGUGAGAUGUUUGUUAACACUCUGCAGUAGAAAAAUAAAUUUGAGACUUACCUCGUCUUUUCGCAUUUUCUUUUUUCUUCAACUUGGGGUUACCUAGUUUUAGCCUAUUUAUUAUCAAGAGCAACUCAUUUUGGUUGACUCUAAACUAGAUCCAGUAAUACACAGGAACCCUAAUCCAUAAUUCUUUUUUUAAAAGUAUUAGAAGCACAAGAAGCAGUAAAGUGCUUUUGAAACACAAGAAUGUCUGUGUUACAAUAAUGAUAUGAUUAUUUUAUUAACUUUUGUUUGUAUUUUAAGAAGAUACAGCUUCUCAAGAAAAGUCGCGAAUCCGGCCACGAUUUUCUUUAACAUCUUUAAAAUACCAGAUAUAAGGACAGUAAUUUAAUAAACAAAUAAAGAUGACAAUAGACUGUGAAAAAUGAAUCGGACGAAGAAAUAAGAAACAGAGACGAAAAUGUUUUGUUCUGUGCACUUGUUUAACCCGCACAGAAAGGAUCCUUGUUUUUAUAGUUUGAGAACAUUUACAAACAAUAAUAGUGUCUUAGUAAUGGCCCAAGUUCUGUAAUCUGCUUCUCUGCAUUGAGCAACGACAUUAACUGUUUUUAGGCCUAUAGUUUAUAGAUCUAGACCUACGUCUGUCCUUGAAAAUAUUGUGUUCAUUCAAAAAUCGUGCACACCCUUUAGCGGUCGGUUUAUUUGAAAUUUUCUUUUGGAUCCCAUUUGGUGCAGGUAUUUUGUUGGGCCACCUUCACGACCAUAAAUAAUCAGCAAAGAGAUGGAUAAGAAAGUUCUUCUCGUCAUUGUCGCUGUCAUAGCUAUCCUUGUCCUGGCAAUCUCUUUGGUGGCUUCUUCACUGGAAAAGCUUUCCUCUAAGGAAGUGGGUUUGCAGUAUGACACUAUACAGAAAGACCUGGAGGACAAAGUAUACACAGAGGGACUGCACUUGGGCCCGGUCGGCUUCGAGUUUAUCGUCUUCCCCAACAUAUACACGACAAUGAAGUUCACUGGUCUGGAGUGCCUCAACUCGGAUGGCGUGAGAAUUGAGCUGGACGUGACUUAUCAGUACCGUGUUCAGAUGCAGCACUUGAAGGAAGUCGUAUUAACCUUUAAAGACUUUGAUGACUACGAAACUGUUCUGAGAUCUGUAGGGACUGCUUCCCUGCAUGAAUCCUGUAGCUACUUCAACACAACGCAGUUCCAGGCGAAUCGUGGCGAAUUUCAGGACAAGUUGGCGGAGAUUUUGACUGAACGCUACAGCGUCUUGAAAAGUGAUGUGGAAGACUUACAGGUCAACAAUAUCAAGCGUCCCAGUGAGUACGAGUCUGCCAUCAGGAGCAAGGAGAGGGCGAAGGAGAACAUUGCUGUUGCCAAGGAAGAGCGGCCGCGCCUGGUGACCGAGGCCAACACCACGCUGCGUGAGGCCGUCUCUGAAGCUGUCAUCAUCACGGACAAGGCCGAGUCGGAUGCUCGUAUCCGGAAAAACUUGGCGAGAGCGGAGGCUGAGGCUAUCAUCGAGCUUUACAACAAAGAGGCCGAGGCGUACGAAGCCAUCAUGGGCAGCGGGGGCCUCCAGUUCUCCCCCGAGGGAUUCAUCUCCUACAUGGGGGUCAGGGUCAUCGCCGACGCCAAGAACCCCGUCUACAUCGGUAUGAAGAGCCCGGCCAAGGCUUCUUACAUCAAAGAUUAGGAAUCGUUGUAAUCAGAUGUAUGUAUUUCUUUACUGUGGUUGGGACUUGCCAUGGCUUAAACUGCCCCUGGACAUGGAUUACUGAUGCCUCUAUAAAUGAA
This is a messenger RNA of Aplysia californica (California sea hare), 1973 nucleotides long. RefSeq lists its product as uncharacterized. The record is from RefSeq and is a predicted model, not a curated record. NCBI's taxonomy places the organism in Eukaryota, Metazoa, Mollusca, Gastropoda, Aplysiida, Aplysiidae. Gene Ontology annotation, cellular component: membrane.